Molecule: messenger RNA, 2842 nt
Organism: Acanthoscelides obtectus
Lineage: Eukaryota; Metazoa; Arthropoda; Insecta; Coleoptera; Chrysomelidae
Source: the annotation of a GenBank genome assembly
AGAAGAUUGGGGUUAUGUAAAAGCAAAAACUGCCUAACGUAUUAAACAAAUAAUAUUCUGAAGUGAAAAUCUUUUUUGGUUUUCUGGCACUUUUCAGUGAUAUAUUGUAAUGAGAAAAAGAAUUUAUAAUAUAAAUAAUAGCAAAUACCUACUAUGGAAUCAGUAACACCCAAUCUUAAUUCAUAUGAAUUUGUAUGGGCUAAAGUACGAGGCCAUCCAUAUUGGCCUGGUCUAGUUUUAUCUCCUGGUCCAGGAGCUGAUCUACCAGAGAAACCAGUUAGCACUGAUGAGAAAAACUAUUUUUGGGUAUGAAUUAAGGAAUGCGUGAGAACCUGUUGUUGAAGUGGGAUUAAGCUGAGAAUGUAUAUGUUAUAUUGGUAAACCAACUUAAAAUGUGCUGUGAGCAAAUAUUAGAAUGGCAAACUUUCUCACGCUUUUAUAUAAUAUUCUGAGCCAGAGUGAAAAAUUCUGUUGGACUUGUGGUUUGAAAUAAAAGGACGCGACAUCGACUAUCACAUCUAAAAUUACUGAUCUAAUUUAUUAACUGGAUAGAUGAACUGAACAUGAACACCGAAGUAUUUUUACAAGUAUAAUUCUUAUCUUAUUGAUUUACUUUUUUGGAACUCGUGAUUAUGCCUGGGUCCCAGAAAAACAAGUCAAGUCCUUCAAAAAACAUUAUGGCCAAUAUGCCACGCACAAAAGGACAAGGUUGUUCCUAAACGCAGUAAAAGAAGUAGAAACCCAUAUGCAGAUUGUAGAAAGUAAUCCUGAAUACGAAAUAGUACUAGAGAGUUUUGUCAAGAAAAGACCAAGAUCAAAGUCGCAAAAGAGAACAAGAGACGAUACGGAUCCAGGUGCAGAAGACAGACCGACUAAACACAAAGAAAUAUGGUGUGAUACAUUAAAAACUGGAAACAUUCCAGUAUCACAGCUCAAAAUAGGCGUUAUUGGCAUAGGAAAUAUAGGAAGGGUAAUUGCUGGAAAACUCGUUAAGACUGGACACACAGUGAAUGUAUGGAAUAGAACAGCUCAAAAGUCAAUUGCAUUGAGAAAGGACCUGGAUCACAAUAUCAAGCUUACAAUUCAUGAUACACCCCAAUCUCUUUUGUUGAACUCUGACACGAUAUUCAUAUGUAUAUCUGAUGAUAACGAACUGAAGAUAUUUUUUCAGAACAAUUUCAAUAUGCAUGAUCCAGAAGAAAACACAUUGCAAGAUAAGGGAAUGAUAAUAAUGACGAGUAUGGGCCCAGAAGCUGCGAAAGAUAUUAAAGAUAUGAUUGAGAAGAAAGGCGGUAGGUACUUGGAGACUUUGAUCCAGCGGAGCAGCUUAGACAAUAACCGCUUCAUAUUGCUAGCAGCUGGAGAUGAAGAGUUGUUCCAGUCAAUUGAAUCAUGUGCCAAGGCUUUUUCAACUAGUUCUGUUUUUCUGGGGGAUGCUGGGAAUGCGUGCAUUGUUUACCUGGUUUUACAACUGAUCAAAGGCGUUUGGCUAGCUGGACUUAUUGAGGGCUUUCAUCUCGCAGAGCGCUGUGGUGUCUCAUCGAAGGAUUUUGAGAAAAUCUUUCGAGAUACACUGCUUUGUAACAAUUAUAUGAAAGCUAGGCUCGAGAAAAUUAAAGGAAAACAAUUUGAUAUAUACGAACAAAGACUGGAAGAUCUACAGAGGGACAUGAAACUCGGCUUAGACUUGUCGAACGGUCUGGAUGCGGAGAACAAAGUGCUGCAACCUCUGAAUAUUUGUGCGAUGGCUCAUGAACUGUUCAAACAUUGUUGCAAAUUGGAGUAUGGUGGAUUGGAUGCGGCCGCUCUUUACUAUAGAAAUAAACAUUAGACAGGUUUUCAUUUAUGCACAUCCAUUACAAAAAGUCAUAUAUAAUAAUGCUGUCAGCUUGAAAAACUCGAUAACAAGGAACGUUUGAGUGUUUUAUUCUGCAUAAAAUCUUCGGUUUACAUUUUGACUAGGUUCGUUUGGCCUUCGUUUUGUUCAAUGGUUAGUUAUGUACUCUACAAGGUUUAAUCCAGCAUCGCUUCUUUCCUGUAUAAAUUAUACUUGCGUUAAGACAGAUUUUUAGCAUUGUUCUUAUUUUCUCAAAAAGUAUUAUUUACAAAUUUACAUUAAUGAGAGUAAUGCUAUCAAUUUGAAAAAACUCAAUAACAAGGAACGGUCAAUUGUUUAAUUCUGCAUAAAAUCUUGAAUUUACAUUUUGACUAGGUACUUUUGACUUUCGUUUUAUUCAAUGGUUAGUUAUGUACAAGGUUUAAUUCAGUAUCGCUUCUUUCCUGUAUAAAUUCUACUUGCUUUAAAACAGAUUUUUAGCGUUGUUCUUAUUUUUUCAAAAAGUAUUUUUUUACAAAUUUAUAUGAAUGAGAAUAAUGCUGUCAACUUGAAGAAACUCGAUAACAAGGAACGUUUGAGUGUUUAAUUCUGCAUAAAAUCUUUGGUUUACAUUUUGACUAGGUUCUUUUGGCCUUUGUUUUGUUCAAUGGUUAGUUAUAUACUCUGCAAGGUUUAAUCCAACAUCGCUUCUUUCCUGUAUAAAUUGAGGAGCGAUCAGCCAAAACCAGAUAAAUCCAUUUCAUAAAGUUUCGAGAUAAUGGCAAAAAACCGUCCAUUAGGGCGUCCGUAAAUUUAACCAAGAAAAUAAAUGGUGUAUCUGAAAUAUAUGGUGAUAUAGACCUCUUAAAUACUGCUUUUGUUUUUUUUUUAUGAUUAACAUAGUAAUUAUUGCAAAUUACAAAAUGGAUUUAUCUGUUUUUGCUUGAGUUAACUAACUUUAUAAUGUAAAAAGUAUUUAUUUUAAUAUAAAUAUGUUUAAUAGCAAAUCUUUUACGUUAAUAAGGC